ACGGGCUCCUCUCAUGGGCGUUCCCAGAGCGUGGUGAGCUCCAUAUUUUCAGAGGCCUGGAAGAGGGGUACCCAGAUUGAGGAAAACUCAAAGAUGAAAAUGGAGGCAUCCAGAGGGGCCACGCUGCCGCACGGUUCCCACAGCCACCGGCAUCACAGCCAGCAUUCAGUUGACCACUCAGCCCUGACGCCGCCUCCGCAGCAGCCUCAGGCGCAGCCUCCAUCACGGCCUCAGUCUCAGCCCCACCCCCAGCAGCAGCAGCACCCCCCACAGCAUCAGCACCCAUUGGUGCAACCCCAGACGCCAAUUCAGCUGCAGCACCAGCACCCGCCUCCCCAGUAUCCGUCUCCUCAGGAGGCAGUGACGCCACCGCCACCACCACAGGCAGCACCACCGCCACCGCUACAACCACCACAGUCUGCUCAACUACAUCAACAGCAGCUGCAGAAGCAGCAACAGUCACAGGCCUUCAGCAACUACAACCACAUGCCCCCACAGGAGCAGCAGCAACCAGCUCCCGCACCCCCUCCACCUCCGCCACCUCCACCACCGCCUCCCCCGCCCCCUCCACCAGUCCAGACGGUGUCAUAUCAGUCGCCGGCUCUCACAAUGUACAAGUACAGCACCAUCACCAGGCUGCAGAACCAGAAAGGAGGCAAGAUACCCUUUCACCUCCCUGCUACAGCCCAGCAGGUUCUGCCCACGACUCUGACACCACCUGAACUGCAGCCCAUCAAACCAAACGUCAAUCACAUUGCCGCAAGGACUAAUGUGCCCCCGCCUCCUCCACCACCACCUCCCCCACCACCGUCCAUGCCAACCCCCGGGUCUGCCAUGGCUGUGCUGAAACUGGGCCCACCCAGUCCGGCUACUCCACCGGCUUUCAUCCCUCCACCGGCUUUCAUCCCUCCACCGCCAGUUCCUCUGCCUGCUCCACAGACCAAUGGAAUUGCAUUUCCUCCCCCUCCGCCGCCCCCACCGCCACCAGCUAUUGCAGCUGCUCCCGUGAGUCAGCCUGUCUACCACAGUGGACUCAAGCAAGCGCUGAAGGAGCGGUUUCCCAGCCCGCCGCGGGACCUCCCGUCUCCAAACGGCGGGCUCGAGGAUUCCCCACCACCUGCCCCAACACCACCACCCCCGCCUCCUCCACCUCCGCCACCGCCGCCACCACCACCUCCCCCUCAACAGUUCCAAGUACCGGCCCAGUUUCCACCUCCUCCUGCACCCCUGGCAGCACCACUGAAAAACUUCAACCCAGGCUUCCUCCCUCAUACUGCCCCCAAGCCCAUGUCCCCAGUCUCCCCUUUCCCUCCUGCCCCGCCUCCUGCUACAAUGAGUUGCCCGACCCCAGCUCCACCACCACCCCCUCCUCUACCUGCACCCCUUAAGAAGCA
Neolamprologus brichardi is the source of this 1394-nucleotide messenger RNA. NCBI's taxonomy places the organism in Eukaryota, Metazoa, Chordata, Actinopteri, Cichliformes, Cichlidae. The record is from RefSeq and is a predicted model, not a curated record.